Messenger RNA from Dermacentor silvarum, 585 nucleotides. Its product is annotated as large subunit GTPase 1 homolog. The record is from RefSeq and is a predicted model, not a curated record. Lineage: Eukaryota; Metazoa; Arthropoda; Arachnida; Ixodida; Ixodidae. Gene Ontology annotation, molecular function: GTPase activity; GTP binding. Gene Ontology annotation, cellular component: cytosol. Bases 16 to 585 code for a protein of 189 amino acids. Gene Ontology annotation, biological process: ribosomal subunit export from nucleus. The transcript is spliced from 4 exons.
UCGCCCAAAGAGUCGAUGACCUUGUACAGCACAAAAGUAACCAAGAAAGAGAUGGGGAAAGUGAAUGAUGCCUUGUCUGCAGGGACGUGCACGGAGGCGAACAGUUCUGAGCUGUAUAGCAAGGAUGAGCUGCUGCAGCUGUUUCGCACCAUCCACCCCGAGUCCAAGCAGUGCAACGGCAAGACCGUCAUUGGCCUGGUGGGCUACCCCAACGUGGGCAAGAGCUCGACCAUCAAUGCACUGGUUCGCUGCAAGAAGGUCUCUGUGUCCACUACACCGGGCAAGACCAAGCACUUUCAGACGCUGAACCUGGACGAUGAGCUGUGCCUGUGUGACUGUCCUGGCCUGGUGUUCCCCAACUUUGUGAGCAACAAGGCUGAGAUGAUCGUGCACGGAAUCCUGCCGAUUGACCAGAUGACAGACCACGUGCCCCCCGUCAACCUUAUAUCCUUCAUCCUAUUGUGUUGUUGUCUCUGCCAGCUCAGCACCCCGGAAUAUUUUGUCAAAUUUGCUCGAGAACUGGGUGGACAGGAAAUGAUGUAUGUGCAGUUGCAAGUGGAACAAGCAUUCCCACCCCUGCAAUAA